Molecule: messenger RNA, 1578 nt
Organism: Scophthalmus maximus (turbot)
Lineage: Eukaryota; Metazoa; Chordata; Actinopteri; Pleuronectiformes; Scophthalmidae
Gene: chtopa
Product: chromatin target of PRMT1a
Exons: 6
Coding region: 167-946 (259 amino acids)
Source: RefSeq, a predicted model, not a curated record
UCAGGCUACGUCUGCUCAAUUGGUCACAGAGUGUGUUUCACCAGAAGAACAUUAGACAUCUCGCACGGCCUCCCGUGCUGCUCGCAUAGCUGCUAAGGCUAACCCUAGCUAACACGGCUGUUGACCGACGCUACAUUCACUGAGCCUGAAAGCGAAGUCUGGCAAAAUGAGUGCAGCCUCCUCCCAAAAGGUUGUCCUGAAAAGUACCACCAAAGUGUCCCUGAAUGAGCGCUUCACUAACAUGCUGAAGAACAAGCAGCCCACUGCGGUAAGCAUUCGAGCCACCAUGCAACAGCAGCAUUUGGCCAGUGCCCGCAAUCGCCGGCUGGCCCAACAGAUGGAGAACCGGCCUUCAGUGCAAGCUGCGCUGAAUCACAAGCAGAGCCUGAAGCAGCGCCUGGGGAAGAGCAACAUCCAGGCCAGACUGGGCCGGCCCAUCGGGGUAAUGAUGCGCGGCGGAGCUGCCGGAGGUAGAGGAGGAAUGCGGGGGAUGCCCAGAGGAAGCCUGCGAGGACGGGCGAGAGGAGGAGUAAUGAGGGGAGCCCUUUCCCUGAGAGGGAAGAGAGUGUCUACAGGUGUCCCCAUGCGAGGCCGUGGCCCUGCUGGCCGUCAUGCAAUGCGUAGAGGAGCCCGCCAUCGUGGAGGACCUGCUGGAAGAGGAGGGCCUCUGUCCCGAGGAGCACUCAGAGGAGGUGUAGCACUCAGAGGAGGUGUAGCACUCAGAGGAGGUGUAGCAAUCAGAGGCCGUGGUGGACUACGUGGACGUGGUAGUUUUGCUGGUCGAGGUGGUCGUGGCCGGGGGCGGGGCCGAGGUGUUGGCCAGGCAGCCGUGACCCGGGAACAACUGGACAACCAGCUGGAUGCCUACAUGUCAAAGACCAAAGGUCAUCUGGAUGCUGAACUGGAUGCCUACAUGGCUCAGGCAGACCCAGACAGUAUGGAGUGACCAUGAAGCACUCCUGAAGCAAACCUGAAGCACACAUAGUCACUGCAGAACUGUAAAGUUGGACUCACACAUACAGUGUAGUGUUGAUGUGCUGAGAAACUAUUGUUCAUAAUUUAGAUGAUGGUGGUGACAGUCCAGGGCUCAGCAGGAAAUCCAAGUUGUCAUCAGUUUGUGCAUCGUCCACCGGUCAAUUCUGCAUCUACCUUCUCCCGCAAAACUCUUCAUUCUGGAAUCACUGUGUGAAGGGGCCUUUUUUAAACAUUAACAAACCCUGCUGACACAUUUUUGUUUUCUUUUAAUAUGUACAUCCUGAAACAUAUUUUUUUUUAGAUUUUGAAUUGGAUUUUAAUGUUGGUGUGCCCAGAUCUUCGGAAACUCAUUGAUUGGCCGAUCAUAGAAACGUCUUCAGUGCAAAAAUUUCAUGAAACAAGUUGUUGAAAAAGAAUGUAAGCAAAACGUAUUCAAGCCAAGUAUCUCUGGUCUUUUUUUGUAUUUGUAUCUGUAGUACUUUCAAAGUCUUUAGUUCUUCUGUCUCUUCCACCUGUCAGCAGUUGGAGUGUUGGCAUUCUGAACUUGUACUUGAGAAUGUUUGUAUGACACUACCCAAAGCAAGUAAAAUAGGUUUUGAUUAA